AUGAUUCACUCAUGGACAACCGGUGGACAAUGGUUUGCUAGGCUGCUUCAUCGUUUCGCGUCUUUAUAUGGAAAGAUUAUUUAUUAUAUCUGUACUCUUAUCUUUUGCCUUAGCUUCGCAUUCUCGCUUUCAAUGGCUCGCACUGCCGGAUGGUGGGUGAAGCAAGCGUAUAUGGCACUGAUUCCUUCGUAUCCAGUGGGGUAUCUACUAGUGAAUGGGUUUCGCGGCGACCAGUUCUGGACGAAGUUCUACAUAGACAGGAGCGUUUUCGCACCUUCUGAAAAUUUGAAGGAUUUGGUGGAGUCUGAACUAGAUAGAAUUGGUGAUAUCAAAAAAGCACAAGUUCUUGUUAGUCUAACUGAUUGCGGUGAACCGCGAACUUACGGUGGAUUCUUUCUCAAAUCUGGCGCUGAACUGCAGUUUCCUGUGCGGGUCUCGUUUGAUGAUGUCGAAAAUGCUCGUCGCUUAGCUCGUAACAUUGAAGUGGAUUUAGGUUUGGCGAGUUCAUCUGGAUUGAAACGUAGCGAGUUGAAAUGUUUUUGGGAGGGACAUGCAUCGCAUCGACGCAAAAUCGAGGUGGACUCAAAGGUUGGCGAGGAGUUGCUUUCACGAAUGAUGUUGUCGGAACUGGCGAAGAAAUUCAUCAUACAAAGGGAGUUGCACGUCGCUAACAGUGGUGUCCUUUUCUGUGCCCCUAUGUUUGCGUGGUUUGGAAUAUUUGGUGCCGGAUACGCCUUCGUCGUAGGACUUUCGAAAGUUAUUGGAGUUGCCGCUGGAUCCAUUGUAGCUGCAGUAGUGGGAAUCUGUGCUUUUCGCCAAUUUUAUAAAACCUAUAGUUUGUACAAGAUAAAAUGGGCUGACGAGAAGGCUGUUGAGAUGGACAGCGAAUAUUUGCAAGGGGCUCGUGACUACUUUAAUUCGACAAUGAAAUUGAACCGGUUAUUACGGGUUCUGCUAGGAGAUGAAGGGAAAAAGAACAUAGCCAAGAAUGGUGACUGCAGGUUAGAUCGAAUUUCGCUUUCGGCGAGGUUGAAACAUUUGGAAACUUAUAGCAAGCCACUGAAAUAG
Necator americanus (New World hookworm) is the source of this 1068-nucleotide messenger RNA. RefSeq lists its product as uncharacterized. Lineage: Eukaryota; Metazoa; Nematoda; Chromadorea; Rhabditida; Ancylostomatidae. Bases 1 to 1068 code for a protein of 355 amino acids. The record is from RefSeq and is a predicted model, not a curated record. Gene Ontology annotation, cellular component: membrane. The transcript is spliced from 12 exons.